This is a messenger RNA of Penicillium salamii, 1764 nucleotides long. The record is from the annotation of a GenBank genome assembly. Lineage: Eukaryota; Fungi; Ascomycota; Eurotiomycetes; Eurotiales; Aspergillaceae.
AUGUCUGGAAGUCCUCCACAUAUCAUGGAUGACCGGAGGAAUCCUCGGACAGCACCCUUCUAUGCUGUUCCAUCCCGCCAGCUCGUGAGCGUUGAGCACCCUGCUCUUGUCCGCAGCUUCGACAAGGCCAUUGAAACCUUACAAGGGGAUGCAGGAAUCAAAUCCAUACUUGAUCCGGAAAAGGAAGAUCCACAGGUCAAUUUGGCGCUGCGGCCUGGCGAUGCCAUGGCUCGACCAGUCCAGUCAACCCAUGUGCCAUCAAACAAUGUCUUGCUGAAAGUGACCGUCCCUAAAAGGACAGGGAGAAAACGAAAGCUUGGCUCCGAUGGACCAUUUCAAGAUCCACCAGAGUCUGAAGCUGCAAACCCACGGCGACGCACUGCGAAGGAUCUCCUGCGCAGUCUGAGUGAUAACUCAUCCCAAUACCAAAUUGAGCCGGUUGGGAGUGUAGAGCACACUCAUGUGUUUCGAGUUGAUAAAAUGAAGCAAUUCGACAUCGAAAUGGACAAAGGUGCCCUAAAGAACGUGGACAUCAUCCCACCACCCUCGUUCAGUCACGGCGAUGUCCCAUUCCAUUACAUCUACCGCCAAAACCCAACCGUGAAGAAGAAAGUAACCCAAUCCGGCGAACUAGAAACCUUCAAUACCUCAACUGCGAGCAAAGUUCUUACACAUCUCGUUUCUUACGAUAUCCCCAUAGUUCCACAAAGGGCACGCGAGAGUCUUCCUCCCAUCGAAUCCCUGGAUGCCAGCAUGCAACAAACAAUCGCCGCCGUCCAAUCGCUCUAUGAAAUACACCCAGUCUGGACCCGCCGUGGUAUACGCAACAAUCUAUCCUCAGACGAGCAUCGCUCAAAUCUCCGCCACGCCAUUCCUUACAUAGGCUACAUCUUCCGAUCCGGACCAUGGCGCGACGCAAUCGUCAAGCUGGGUCUUGACCCUCGCACCUCCCCAGACUACCGCCACUACCAAACCUUCAUGUUCCGCCUAUUCUCCCGAGAAGCAGAAGUGGCGCGUGAUGGUGCUGGAGGACGACGUCACAACCUCCCUCGCCCCAGCGAGGUGCGCCUUGAUAAUUCGGACUCCUCUGCUGUUUCAGAAGGUCAUAUUUUCACGGGCAAACUUCCUUUCUCGCCAGAUGGCCGUAUCUGGAUGGUUGGUGAUAUCAAAGAUCCGCAGCUGCACGCAGUCCUGUAUCCCGAGAACCCGGGGCCUGAUUUCCUGCGCAAGGAGUGUGAUAUCGUCACUGAUGGCUGGUUCGGGAAUGGUACACUUGCAAAGGCUAAGACGGUCAUGAGAGCCAAGAUUGCAGUUCUAAUGGAAGGCCGGGAACCUGUUGACGAGGACUACUCUUUGGUUAUGACUCUUCCGGACCAUGCGUACUCGGAGGAAGAUUUCCCUUCUUUCACUCUCGAUCUUGAGACGAGCAGCAGUAAGGAGAUUGCAUUGGCUACGGAGGUGAGGUCUGCGAUCCGUGGAGCACCAAUGUGGAGGACUUUGACUGCUGGUAAAGAUAAGGAGAGGAAGGAAAAAGCAAAAGAGGAGAAAGAGAAGGAGAAGAAGAGAAAGGGGAAGAAGAAGGAUGAGGAAAAAACAGUUGAGUUUGAUCAGAGUGAAGGCGAGGAAGAGGAAAUUGAACGGCGGGAAUUGAUUGCCGAGCAGGUGGCAGCAGCGGCAGCAGCGAGGGACGCCGACGAGGCUAAUGGGGAGGGCGAGGGAGAUGGAGAUGAGAGUGAACGCAUGGACGAGGAUGAAGAUGAGUAA